AUGUACCUGUGGAACAUUCCAUUCUCCAAGAUAGCAUGUUUUGCAAGGUCUCAACGCAGAUGGGUCACUGCAUGGGGGAUUUCUAGAACAGAAAAGUUAGAAGCACCAUCAUCACUUGCAAUGGACGCUGUAAUCAAGACCCAGAUAGAUAGUAGGGUGUAUGCGAAUGAUUUCAUGUACCCGAUUCUUUUAAAAGACGUGUUCGAUGAAUGCUUUGGUAUAUGUAGUGGAAUUGAUCCAUGCUCAAGUGGAAAAACUGGGGCUUUGUUGAGGUACUUGCAAGGCCCUAUUGAUUCUUCCCUGGUGAAGCUUCGCUCCCUGUCAGUUAUUCAUCUGAAUUAUAACAAUUUCACAGCUCCAGCACCAACCCUGCAAAUUCUUGACUUGUCUAACAAUCAGUUACUUUGGGGUGCUUUACCAGAGUUUCCUCAGGGUGGGUCUCUACGGACCCUGGUGCUUUCGGAUACAAAAUUUUCAGGGCAUAUGCCAGAUUCUAUAGGUAAACUUGAGAUGUUGUCCUGGAUAGAACUAGCACGUCGCAAUUUCAGUGGACCAAUCCCCAGCUCCAUAGCAAAUCUUACUCGAUUGCUUUACCUGGACUUAUCGUCAAAUGGCUUUACCGGCUCAAUUCCAUCCUUCCGUUCUUCAAAGAAUCUGACCCAUAUAAACCUUUCUCGUAACUAUUUUACUGGUCAGAUUAUUUCCCACCACUGGGAAGUUCUUUUGAAUCUUGUGAAUCUGGACUUGCAUCACAAUUUGCUGCAUGGUGGUCUUCCACUGUCCCUGUUUUCUCACCCAUCACUGCAGAAUAUAUGGCUUAGCAAUAACCAAUUUUCUGGUCAACUCAAUGAAUUUUCAGCUGCGUCUUACGUACUGGAGGCCCUUGAUUUGGGUAGCAACAAUCUACAAGGGCCAAUACCCAUGUCUGUCUUUGAUCUCCGGGGUCUUCACAUCCUUGAACUUUCUUUCAACAAACUCAAUGGCAUCCUUGAACUAAGCAAAUUUCAAAAACUAGAGAAGCUUACUACUCUUUGUCUUUCGCAUAACAGGUUGUCAAUCAAUGUGGAUGGUUUCAAUUCCACCUUUUCUAAAUCCCCGCAUUUCACCACAUUAAAAUUGGCUUCUUGCAACCUGAGAAGAUUCCCUGAUCUAAGGAACCACUCAAAGUUUUUGACAUAUUCAGACCUUUCACAAAACCAAAUUCAAGGGGAAAUACAUAAUUGGAUUUGGAUGAUCAGCAAUAGCUUCCUUAUGCAUUUGAAUCUCUCUCAUAAUUUGCUGGUGGAUCUGCAACAGCCAUUUUCCAAUCUUCCUUCUUAUCUGUCUACACUUGACCUACAUUCCAACCUGCUCCAUGGACGAAUCCCCACCCCGCCCCAAUUUUCCAGCUAUGUGGAUUACUCAAACAACAGCUUCUUCUCUUCCAUCCCGGAUGAUAUUGGUACUUACAUGUCCUUCACUGUUUUCUUCUCUGUUUCGAAGAAUAACAUCUCGGGAAUCAUUCCUGCAUCCAUCUGCCGUGCAACUUACCUCCAAGUUCUUGACUUGUCUAACAAUGCUUUGAGUGGUGGGACACCUUCAUGUUUGAUUGAGAAUGAGGCUCUUGCGGUUCUGAAUCUACGGAGAAACAUGUUUAGCAGCAUUUUAUCUGGGAAUUUUCCUGGAAACUGUAAUUUACAGACUCUAGAUCUCAAUGGCAAUCUUUUAGAAGGGACAAUUCCAGAAUCCGUAGCCAAUUGCAAAGAGCUAGAGGUUUUAAACCUUGGAAAUAAUCGCAUAGAUGACAACUUCCCUUGCUGGUAG
Vitis riparia (riverbank grape) is the source of this 1803-nucleotide messenger RNA. RefSeq names its product receptor-like protein 6. The coding region runs from base 1 to 1803 and encodes 600 amino acids. The transcript is spliced from 4 exons. Lineage: Eukaryota; Viridiplantae; Streptophyta; Magnoliopsida; Vitales; Vitaceae. The record is from RefSeq and is a predicted model, not a curated record. Gene Ontology annotation, molecular function: protein binding.